AUGUCGGACAGCGAGCCGUCGUAUAUUGACUAUGAGGCAUUCCUGGACCCUGACUUCUCCGCGACCUCAUUCGCGAACACGCUCGUCCUCGCGACUAACAACCCCUCUGAUACGCCGCUAGAUCUCUCAACACCCCUCUCUCGCGUCCUCUUCGAUGUUCAAGAAAUUGACACACAUAUCGACACGCUUACGACGAAAUCCGCGCUACCGUUGCUCGAACACACAAGAGAUCAUGCCGAGUCCAGCGGAAGGAUGCUGCAGGAAGUGGAGGGUCAGGUUGCAAGCUUGACCGAAUCGUACAAGACGCUGGAGAAGGAGGUCAUUGAGCGCUAUGAGGUCGCAGAGCAAGUUCGUUUGACGGCAGAGAGACUGUGCCAAACCGUCAAGAUUGGGAGAGCUGUGGCACGGUGCCUCAUGCUUGGGAGACAGCUUGAGAUGCGAAUGUCAGAGUUGGGAGGCGUCGGUAGCGCAAAGAAGGAAGACCACAGGGCAAUGGUGCGGUCUGCGGACACGCUGUUGUCACUGCGGCAGAUCUUCACAGCAACAAAGCCUGGAGAGGAGGGAGAGGGGCUGGAUAAAGUCAGCGUCGUCCACACGUUGAAGAAUGAGCUGGUAAACCCCGGAGAGAGAAGCAUUUCGUCGAGAGCGCAGCAGGUGGUUAAGGAGUUCUCCAUGUCUUCCCUGCUCACUUCGUCAGGCCAGUCAUCAGCAUCGACAUUCUCGGAAGCUGAGUUUACCAAGUCACGAACGACUUCGGCGCUCGUGACGCUCUACCUUCUUUCGCCCACCUCCCCUACUACCACGAUCAGGAACUUCCAACCGACCCUGUUACUCAAUGCUUUGCAAGAAUACCUACAAACGCAAUUGAAAUCCUCCUUGGCAUCUCUCUCCCGGUCAUUAAGUCAGUUACCAACCUUGGAGCGAACCCUGUUGGAGGUGUCGGCCCGUUGUCAGAACAUCGUCGCUUUAGAGUCCCUACUUGAAACGGUCAGGCCUCCGUCGCAUCCGCUACUCGGGGAAGAUUCUGCAGAAACAAGGAUAGCACCGAAUUUUCUGCAACCGCUUCUUCAGUCUCUCGACACCUCAUCGCUACCUUCAUAUUUCUGGAGGUCGCUCGCAUCAAAUCUCUCGCCAAGGGUCCAGGAAAUAAUGCACCGCGGCGGGGUUUCCGCAAGGACUUUGCGCACGAACAAGGACAGGGUACGCGAUGCCGUUCGCGAAUGCGUUAAUCGAGGAUCACAGUUGCCGGGGGCGCCAUCGGGCAAGGGUAAAGCGGCCGUUGCGGGGAGCUGGGAGCGCGAGGCGGCUGUCAUGGUCGGGUCGAUCCUAGGGCAGAUAAGGUGA
Molecule: messenger RNA, 1344 nt
Organism: Trematosphaeria pertusa
Lineage: Eukaryota; Fungi; Ascomycota; Dothideomycetes; Pleosporales; Trematosphaeriaceae
Exons: 1
Coding region: 1-1344 (447 amino acids)
Biological process (GO): intra-Golgi vesicle-mediated transport
Cellular component (GO): COG complex
Source: RefSeq, a predicted model, not a curated record